AUGUUACUAGUCGGGAGCCUUGUUGUCCUCUGUGGGCUGCUGGCCCAGAGCACAGCCCAGCUGGCAGGCCUGCCCUUGCCCCUGAGUCAGGACCUGCCGAUGGGUCACUGCCGGUCCUUGCAUGUGGGCCAGAGCCUGCCCUAUGGAGUGACUCCAGUUGUGGCCUCAUAUCCUCCAGGCCACCUUGCUAGAAACUUCAGAGAUGCUUUCCACCAAGGCCUGCUGUCUGGGGGGAUUCUGGGCUUUCUGGAACACAUACCGCUCCUGAACUACAUCAGACCUUCAGGAAGCAGUGCUGGCGGCCUGGUCGGGGUGCUUGGAAACGUGAUAUCAUCAAUUCCUAUCUUAAACAACAUCCUUGACGUAAAAGUCACUAAUCCCCAGCUGCUGGAAAUUGGUCUUGUGCAGAGCUAUGAUUUCCACCGCCUCUAUGUCACCAUCCCUCUGGGCUUUGAGCUCAGAGUGAACACACUGGGGUAUGGCAAUCUGUUGGGGCUGGCUGUGAAGCUGGAUCUCACUGCAGAAGUCUAUGCUGUGAGAGACAUGUAUGGGAGGAGCCGUCUGGUCAUCGGUGACUGUAUUCACUCUCCCGGCAGCUUGCGCAUCUCCCUGCUUAAUAGAUUUAGUCCCCUUCAAAACCUUAUAGACAGCCUCACCGACAUCUUAACGAAAGUCAUUCCUGGCCUGGUGCAGGGUGUGGUGUGUCCUAUUGUCAAUGGAAUUCUCAGCCUCUUGGAUGUCACUCUGGCACAUGAUGUUGCUGACUAUCUGCUGCAUGGAGUACAAUUUGUCAUUAAGGCCUAA
Acomys russatus (golden spiny mouse) is the source of this 804-nucleotide messenger RNA. Its product is annotated as BPI fold-containing family A member 5-like. Gene Ontology annotation, molecular function: lipid binding. NCBI's taxonomy places the organism in Eukaryota, Metazoa, Chordata, Mammalia, Rodentia, Muridae. The transcript has 7 exons. The record is from RefSeq and is a predicted model, not a curated record. Gene Ontology annotation, biological process: immune response in nasopharyngeal-associated lymphoid tissue; antibacterial humoral response; innate immune response. Bases 1 to 804 code for a protein of 267 amino acids.